Molecule: messenger RNA, 822 nt
Organism: Aspergillus steynii IBT 23096
Lineage: Eukaryota; Fungi; Ascomycota; Eurotiomycetes; Eurotiales; Aspergillaceae
Product: sulfotransferase family protein
Exons: 2
Coding region: 1-822 (273 amino acids)
Source: RefSeq, a predicted model, not a curated record
AUGCAAGCUGUCGAGGUGGUCACGCAAACGCAGAACAUCGACCGGCGGACAUGCCACCGCGUCAAGCCGAUGCAAGUCCUUGUUUUGGGUCUUUGUCGCACGGGGACUCUCUCAACAUGGCUCGCCCUCCAGCAAUUAGGCUACGACACGUACCACAUGACAUCGAUCAUGCAGAACCCCCAAGACGCCAACAUGUGGGCUGACGCAUUCCGCGGGAAAUACCACAACGGGACGCCCUUCACCCGGAAGGAAUGGGACCAGCUGCUGGGCCACGUCGAAGCGACGACCGACUUCCCCGGCGCCGUCUUCGUCGAGGAGCUAACCACCGCCUACCCGGACGCCAAGGUGGUGCUGACACUGCGCGACGUCGAUGACUGGUACGUCUCGAUGCAGAACACCAUUAUGCGCCGCACCUACAGCCCGCUGGCGACGCUGCUGGGCUGGAUCGACCCGAACGUGUUCGGUAUCGGCAACCGCAUGGUGCGCAUGGGCUUCGACGGGUUCUUCGGCGGCGACUUCGAAAAGAACGGCAAGCAGGCCUUCCUCGACCACUACGACCAUGUGCGUCGCGUCGUGCCCGCUGACAACCUCCUCGAAUGGAACCCCAAGGAGGGAUGGGCGCCGCUGUGCGAGUUCCUGGGCAAGCCUAUCCCUGACACGCCGUUCCCGCGGGCCAACGAGGGCACCAUCUUUCAGAAGAAGGUGCGCUCCGUCGUCCAGUCGUCGUUCGCCAGGUUUUUGGGCCGGGUUGCGGUCUACGGCCUGGGGGUUGGGAUUGCCGUGCUGGCGGCGAAGUAUGGCCGGGAGGCGUUUUUGAAUUAG